Messenger RNA from Aethina tumida (small hive beetle), 4023 nucleotides. It is a transcript of the gene foxo, whose product is annotated as forkhead box protein O. Gene Ontology annotation, cellular component: nucleus. The transcript has 6 exons. Bases 555 to 2078 code for a protein of 507 amino acids. Gene Ontology annotation, biological process: regulation of transcription by RNA polymerase II. NCBI's taxonomy places the organism in Eukaryota, Metazoa, Arthropoda, Insecta, Coleoptera, Nitidulidae. The record is from RefSeq and is a predicted model, not a curated record. Gene Ontology annotation, molecular function: DNA-binding transcription factor activity, RNA polymerase II-specific; RNA polymerase II cis-regulatory region sequence-specific DNA binding.
UCGCACCACUCUCUGUCUGUCCGCCACAGUGCGAGCCACACGGACCACGUUACUGCGUCGUUCCACGUACUGGUGAACGGUGUGUCGAUAGUUUUUUUUUGCGCUCCGUUUCGUAUGUAAAUAAACAACAUGAAUAGGAUCGUGGGGGGAUAGUUGGUGGUGUUUGGGACGAGACUCGUUCAGUUUGCGGUGCCGUCGAGUGUGGUCACUGGAGUUGUUUAUUUUUUUCGAGGAUUUUCGCCGCGAUGACUUGUUGAACUGUGUUCAGUAGUAGUGAUUCUGUGACGAGAUAUAUAUUGCGCCGCAGAAUAUAUUUAGCUGACGGCAGUCGUUGUUGUAUAACUUAACCUGACUUUGGCAUUAUGGACGCGUGAACCGAAAACUUCUGAUCGGCCAAAUCAACGCAGACAGAUUCGCCGUCGACACCGUUAAAUCGUAAGAAGCGGCGGCAGCAGCGGCAGCAGCAGCAGCAGCAACAGCAGCAGCAGCAGCAGUUAGUUGUGUGCGUUGUUGUGUGUGUGGACGGUCGGGUGCAAUUUAGCGACAUCGCCGUGAUGAAUCCCGAUGAGUAUUCGGGCGCCGACCAGUGGCAACGGCAGACGAUGAACCUGGGCGUGAUGGAGCCGCUGGCCGAGGUGGACGGUUUCGAGCCGCAGACUCGCGCCAGGUCCAACACGUGGCCGCUGCCACGGCCCGAGAACUUCGUGGAGCCGGACGAGAACGCGGCCGCCGCGGCGGGCAACAAGUGUUCCGGGUUGCCGUCGGCCGCGCCGGUCCCCUCUAGCGCCGUGCCCGCCAAGAAGAAUUCGAGCAGGAGGAAUGCGUGGGGCAAUCUGAGCUACGCCGAUUUGAUCACCCAGGCGAUCACCACGUCGCCUGAUAAACGGCUCACCCUCAGCCAGAUCUACGAGUGGAUGGUGCAGAAUGUGCCCUACUUCAAGGAUAAAGGCGACAGCAACAGCUCAGCAGGAUGGAAGAACUCGAUACGACACAAUCUCUCGUUGCACAACCGUUUCAUGAGGGUCCAGAACGAAGGCACCGGCAAAUCGUCGUGGUGGAUGAUCAACCCCGACGCCAAGCCGGGCAAGUCGGUGAGGCGAAGGGCCGCGUCCAUGGAAACGAAACAGUACGAGAAGCGGCGGGGUCGUGUGAAGAAAAAGGUCGACAUCAUCAGGAACGGUAUGAACGGCCUUCCGGACACCACGCCUAGUCCCAGUUCCUCGGUGUCCGAAAGCCUGGACCUCUUCCCCGACUCACCACCGAAUAUGCACGGUGGUGGCGGCUUCCAACUGAGCCCGGACUUCAGGCCACGCGCCUCGUCGAACACGUCAUCGUGCGGUGGCCGUUUGUCCCCCAUUCCUGCCGUCGUCGGUCCCGAACCUGACUGGUUCCCGUCGACGAACAACUACAGCCCCGAAAUGCAGGCCGGCAACUACUCCCCUGACCAGCUGGCCGGCAACCUGCAGCAGCGCAUGAAACUCGAACCCGACUCCUAUUUGGGGAGUUAUAUGAAUGGGCAAACCACGCAACCACCACCUCCGUAUCCGAAUUACGGGGAGUUCCAGAACUCAACGUUCGACAUCUGUCCAAGACAUCAGAUCCAGACCUGUGGGUGCAUGCAACAAAUAAAAGUCGAGAAUUGUUUGCCACACAUUAAAGCCGAGCGAAUGUCACCGUCGGGAAUGUCGCCUUCGUACUCGAGUUCGGAGCAGCUGCCGGACACCAACACCCAGUACAUGCUGAACGCAACCGCCAUCCAGCAGCGGACGUCAGGCAGCCCGCCCAUCAACCAACAGCAACCGUCCACGGUGAUGGGCCAGCUGAUGGGUGCUUUGAACAGCAGCAGCUCCAUACUCGACGAUCUCAACAUCAACGUCGAAUCGUUCCAGGGCGGCUUCGAUUGCAACGUCGAGGAACUGAUCAAGCACGAGCUGAACAUGGACGGCAGUCUGGACUUCAACUUCGCCAAUCAGCAGCAAACGGUGGGAGCGCCCGCCGCCGACAACCAGGCGACGGGUCAGCCGGGGGCGCCGCCUGCCUAUCCUGCAGCGGUCACCAGUCCUUCGUGGGUGCACUAACGGCAGAUUUUUGUUCGGAGAAGAUCCGGAGAAUACUUCUGUGAAUUUAGGACAAACAAAUACACUCACUCUCCAGCCGAAAGCCAGAGAAGCGAGCGUUGAGCCAGUGACUAUUCUUGUUAAAAAUGAUCUCGUUAAGCUCAUUUCUAAUUGUACAGAAUUAAUGCUUUUUAUGUAAUUUUACUAUAGCAAAAUUUGUAAAGGAGGAAAAACACGAGUAAAGCCGACGCAAUAGACGUGUUGCAAACCUCGUUACAGGUGCCAUUUUUUAAAAUACGGUUAAGUUUAUACAGAUGCCAAUUAUUAGGGUUAAGGAUUUCAUUUGUUGAGGACGAAGUUAUUAGUUGACACGUGGAUUGGCAGCUCAAUAUUUUUCAAAGAGAUGUAAUUUUCGAGUGUAUAAUUUUUUUUAUUUUGUAAAUUAAUCGUAAGUCAAAUGAUAUACAUAGUGUAAUAUAACUUUUAGAUAGACAUAAUGCACAAUAACAGGACCUGUGGUUCAGUGGAAUUGGUUGAGUUUAGUUUCCUCAAUUCAAAUUAGUUACAUUCGGUGAACUUUUACGGUGAAAAAAUUCAUUCAAGAACUGAUUUAGUGUGAUUAACUGUCAAUGUUUAUAUAAAAUUAGUCCAAUUACAAUUGACACUUAAUUUCACUUUAAGCGCACAUUUUUAAAAAAUAACUUCCAAAAACUGGUCUCAGACGAUUUAACUGAUUCCACGGACUGAAUAUUGUGAUAAAAUGACGUAAAUGUGAAAGCAGCAUUACGAAAAAAAUCUUCGUUGUAUAUAGUGUUAGUUUAUAGGUGCUUGUGUACCUUUGUUGUUAUUUUUUUAUCCUUAAAGAAUCAUUUUAUUCUCGUCAUACUGGUACUGGUCAUAAAAAUAUAUAUAUUUUAUUGCCUAGCAUUAAUAUAUCAUUAUCAUUUAUGUUUUUUAUUAUAACAUUUAUGUAUGCUUUAAUGACAUGAACGUUGAAUUAUAUUUCAAUAAGAGGCAAACCACUUUAUUAAGAUAUUAUCGUAGUUCUAUCAAACGUAGAACGAUUCGGUUCCUUUAAUUUUUCUACUACCUUAACUGAAAACAAAAAUUUUUAAAAUCAAACAACGAAUAAAUUUUAAUUAAUAUUUAUAUACACGUGAAGAAAUUAUGAAUUGGUUUGUCAUCUAUUGGCCAACAUUAAAACUACCUUGUGACUUUCAUAGUCAUUAAUAUUUAGGCUUGUCUUAGGAAGUUAUUGCCAAAAUACAUAUUUUCAACAAAUUUCGUUAUUUUGAUAUUGAAAAUAGUAUUUUGUUAUUUUUGAAUGCCUGUAAGUGUAUUGAUGUAUAUAAUUUAAAGAACAUACAGAAUGUAGAAUUGUUUUUUGUUGUUAUCUUGUCAUAUAAUGUGGACAUGCGUAUUUAUGUACAUUUUAAUUUUAGUUAAAUCAUUAUUAUUUAAGAAAUUUUAUUUUAUUAAACAAUAUAAUAUAGUCAAUAUGUUGAAGCUACAUGUCAAUUUUACAAAGCAAAUUCGUACCUACGUAAAAUGUAAUUUUAUAUCGUACUGCAAUUAUCAAACUUAACGAUAUUUAUUGGAUAAAAAAUCAUUAAAUAGUCAAGUCAUAACUGAAUUAACAGUUUUUACAGAUUCUCCUUCUGUUUUCCGUCUAACUUUACCAUAUUCUAAAUGUUGCAGUUUGAUGGUUGAAGUACGGCAGUUUGAAGUUUGUUUGAACCAAAAACAACAAUGUGCAUAUCUGUUGUUUUAUUUUUUCACAAAAAACACGACAGUUAAAUAUGCACUCACAUACACACUCUUGUGUGUUUUUACAGUGAUACAAGCUAUGUCAGGUGCCUCACUUUUCUUUAAAUUUGAUAAUAUAUUAUUAUAAAUAUUAAUUUUAAGAAAAUAUAUAAUAUACAUUUACAUAUUGCUGUUUCACAAAAAUAAAUCAAAAAAUUCA